CUAACGCGGGGAGUCUCGGUCUUGGGGUUGGGGUUGGGGGUGGAGGGUCGCCUGCUGGCACCCCACGGUCGGGCUAGUGAGAUGGCGGCGCGCUGGAGCAGCGAGAACGUGGUGGUGGAGUUUCGAGAUUCUCAGGCGACUGCCAUGUCUGUGGACUGUCUUGGGCAGCAUGCAGUGCUUUCUGGCCGAAGAUUCCUGUACAUCGUCAAUCUAGAUGCCCCUUUUGAAGGUCACCGGAAGAUCUCCCGCCAGAGCAAAUGGGACAUUGGAGCUGUGCAGUGGAACCCUCAUGACAGCUUUGCACACUAUUUUGCAGCUUCGAGUAAUCAACGGGUCGACCUUUAUAAGUGGAAAGAUGGCAGCGGGGAAGUUGGCACAACUUUACAGGGGCACACUCGAGUUAUCAGCGACUUGGACUGGGCAGUGUUUGAGCCAGAUCUCCUGGUCACCAGCUCUGUGGACACCUACAUCUACAUCUGGGAUAUUAAAGACACAAGGAAACCUACUGUUGCACUGUCGGCUGUAGCUGGUGCCUCCCAGGUCAAAUGGAAUAAGAAGAACGCCAACUACCUUGCCACCAGUCACGAUGGUGACGUACGGAUAUGGGACAAGCGAAAACCCAGUACAGCCGUGGAGUAUCUAGCAGCCCACCUCUCCAAGAUCCACGGCCUGGACUGGCACCCAGACAGUGAGCACAUCUUUGCCACCUCCAGUCAAGAUAACUCUGUCAAGUUCUGGGAUUACCGCCAGCCUCGGAAAUACCUCAAUAUUCUCCCUUGCCAGGUGCCUGUCUGGAAAGCCAGAUACACGCCGUUCAGCAACGGGCUAGUGACCGUGAUGGUUCCCCAGCUGCGGAGGGAGAACAGCCUGCUCCUGUGGAACGCGUCUGACUUGAACGCUCCAGUUCACACCUUUGUGGGGCACGAUGAUGUGGUGCUGGAGUUCCAGUGGAGGAGGCAGAAGGAAGGAUCCAAGGACUAUCAACUGGUUACAUGGUCCCGUGAUCAGACCUUGAGAAUGUGGCGAGUGGACUAUCAAAUGCAGAGGCUCUGUGCCAAUGACAUACUGGAUGGUGUUGAUGAGUUCAUUGAGAGCAUCUCUCUCCUGCCGGAACCAGAGAAGACCCCACAUCCUCAAGACAUAGAUCACCAGCCCAGCUUAAGCCACGGAGAGGAAGAUGCCAUAAAGGAAGACCCUCCCAGCAGUUUGCUGGAAGAGAAGAGAUCAGACCAGCUAGGCCUCCCCCAGACUCUGCAACAGGAGUUCUCCUUGAUCAACGUGCAGAUCCGGAAUGUCAAUGUGGAGAUGGACGCUGCAGACCGGAGCUGCACAGUCUCUGUGCACUGCAGCAACCACCGUGUGAAGAUGCUGGUGACCUUCCCGGCGCAGUACCCUAACAACGCUGCUCCUUCCUUCCAGUUCAUUAAUCCUACCACUAUCACGUCUGCCGUGAAGGCCAAGCUGCUGAAGAUCCUAAAGGACACUUCACUGCAGAAAGUGAAACGCAACCAGAGCUGUUUGGAGCCUUGCCUGCGCCAGCUUGUCUCGUGCCUUGAGUCUUUUGUGAACCAAGAGGACAGUGCUUCUAGCAACCCAUUUGCACUCCCAAACUCUGUCACACCACCCUUGCCGACAUUUGCACGGGUGACCACUGCCUACGGCUCCUACCAGGAUGCCAACAUUCCCUUUCCUAGGACCUCUGGGGCCAGGUUCUGUGGAGCAGGUUACCUGGUGUACUUCACACGACCCAUGACAAUGCAUCGAGCAGUGUCUCCCACAGAGCCUACUCCAAGGUCUCUCUCAGCCCUGUCUGCUUAUCAUACCGGCUUGAUUGCACCAAUGAAGAUCCGCACCGAGGCCCCUGGGAACCUGCGUCUGUACAGUGGGAGCCCAACUCGCAGUGAGAAAGAGCAGGUCUCCAUCAGUUCCUUCUAUUACAAGGAACGGAUGUCUCCUCGCUCUGCCCGGCGACGUUGGUCCAUACAAGCAAUUAACGACUUCCCGAAAUCGAGGAGGUGGAAGAGUAAGCGGGAAGGCUCCGACUCCAGCAACCGACCCAUUAAGGCUGCCGGCAAGGUCAUCAUCCAGGAUGUCUCGUGCCUCCUUCCGGUUCAUAAGUCCCUGGGAGAGCUGUACAUAUUGAAUGUGAACGACACUCAGGAGACAUGUCAGAAGAAUGCUACCUCUGCCAUGCUUGUGGGAAGGAAGGAUCUUGUCCAGGUUUGGUCGCUGGCUACGGUAGCUACAGAUCUUUGCCUUGGGCCGAAGUCUGACCCUGAUUUGGAAACACCUUGGGCUCGACAUCCAUUUGGGCGACAACUGCUGGAGUCCCUACUGGCUCACUAUUGCCAACUCCGAGACGUUCAGACCUUGGCUAUGCUCUGUAGCGUGUUUGAAGCCCAGUCCCGGCCUCAGGGCUUACCGAACCCUUUUGGGCCUUUCCCUAAUCGUUCUUCUAAUCUUGUGGUGUCCCACAGCCGCUACCCCAGCUUCACCUCCUCGGGGUCCUGCUCCAGCAUGUCAGAUCCAGGGUUCAACACCGGUGGCUGGAACAUAGCAGGAAGAGAGACAGAGCACCUGUCUUCACCUUGGGGAGAGUCUUCACCAGAGGAGCUCCGCUUUGGGAGUCUGACCUACAGUGACCCCCGGGAGCGGGAACGAGACCAGCAUGAUAAAAACAAAAGGCUCCUGGACCCUGCCAAUACCCAGCAGUUUGAUGACUUUAAGAAGUGCUACGGAGAGAUCCUCUACCGCUGGGGUCUGAGAGAGAAGCGAGCAGAAGUGCUGAAGUUUGUGUCCUGCCCUCCUGACCCUCACAAAGGGAUCGAGUUUGGUGUGUACUGCAGUCACUGUCGGAGCGAGGUCCGUGGCACCCAGUGCGCCAUCUGCAAAGGCUUCACCUUCCAGUGUGCCAUCUGCCAUGUGGCCGUGCGGGGUUCAUCCAACUUCUGCCUGACCUGUGGGCAUGGUGGCCACACGAGCCACAUGAUGGAGUGGUUUCGGACCCAGGAGGUAUGUCCCACGGGGUGUGGCUGCCACUGCCUGCUGGAGAGCACCUUCUGAACUUAAAGGACAGUGGCACUUCCGGAAAUCCCAGAGGACUCCGCAAGUGCUGGAGAAGGCUCUCUGCUACUGCUGGUGGAAAGUCCUAGAACCAGGGCCAUCCUCGUGAUUUAGGAUGGAGACUCCCACAGACUGUCACAGCAUCCGCUUGUGAUCCUGUGUGUUCCCUUCUCUUUGGCUGCCAGGCAUGGAUGGUGCUGGAAGAAGGGAGGGGGACGCACAGAGCUGACCUUCCUGCACUGGCUGUUGAGUCCACAGUGGAUGUUUUCAUGAGGAAAAGCACCUGUUUCCAGAGCCACCAGAGCUAGCAUCAGCCUUCAAGAUGCUGUCCUUGAACCAGGAACGGGCUCUCCAGAUGCCAGUACAAAGGCACACACCAGCUGCAAAACAGUCUCCUGAGCCAGAAGACACUGGCUCUUAGUGCCAUCCACAAGUGAACUACGGUAUCUGUGACUUUAGAAGUUGGCACCUUGAUGAUGGCCUUAUAAAAUACAAUACUAAAGUGUAAUAUAUGAUGGACAUAUCUUCAGCAUUCUUUUUCUUGGUACAGGGCUGGAACUCAGUGCCUUGCACAUACUGGUGAGCAGCCAUACCUCUGAGUUAUAUUCCAGCCCCAUAAGAAACUUAAGAUGUAUAUGUUUUCUGUUUCUCUUCAUCUGCUUUCCUUUAACUAAUAGAAGUUUGUACUUGUGUGUGUGUGUGUGAGAGAGAGAGAGAGACAGAGACAGAGAGAGGAUGAAUAAGGAAAGUGACCGUCUUAGUGACUCAUUUUGCAUUGUACUUCUGGCUGAAGGGAACUGUUUUGGACGGGACUAGAAUUAGUCUCAUGACUUGUAAAGGAAAUGCCAUUUGACUUUGAUCAUCUGACAGAGGAAACGGAAUCUGACAUUAAGGUUCUCUCUAGCCACAAGAGUCUCAUAAUUAUUUCUUCUAGCACAGGGUGAGAUUGCAUUUCAGCACUGAUACCAGAGUCUCUCUCUGCCUCUGGGCAGGCUGGCUGGGUUCCAGGGGUGCUUUUUACUUGAACUCCCUUGCAAACUCAUCAUGAUUUUCAGGGGUUUCACUUGUCUAUACCAGGGAAGAGAGUUUAAAAAAAAAAAAAAAACAAAGCCCACUAUACUGAAAUCCUUCUCUCUUAGAAAUUGAAAUUCCUUGGGCCUGUCAUAAGGCUCAGUGGGCAGAGGUGCCAGCCACCUGGCUUACUAACCUCAGUUUUCUCCCUAGCGUGAGCCACGACAAAAGAACUGACUCGUAAGAGUAGUCCUCUGACCUCCACAUGUGUGCUUUGCACAUGUGUGCUUUGAUAUGUGAAUGUACACACACACAUACAAAAAAUGUAAUUUAACAAUUUUAUGAUUCCAAACUAAUUAACCCGAGAAACAUAAGUAAUUUGUGUCAUUGGAUUAUGGUUGCACGUGUUUGUAAUCCCUUCACUCUCGGGGCCGAGGUCAGAGGGUUUCAAGUUUGAGACCAUCCUGGGCUACACAGUGAGGUGAUGGCCAGCCUAACUUAUAUAUGAAGCCACUUACAAGCAAACGUCAUAAAAAGAUCUGGGGAGAUGGCUUAGUAAUCACAUGCUUGGCUGGCACACAGGAGGUGAUAACUUUGAUCCUCAGUAACACACACACUGACACUCAAACUAAAACAAAACAAAAUACCACAUGUUCCAUAAUAGGUAAGUGUUGUAUAUCACUUUGUUUAAAACUAUGAUUUAAGACUCAUGAAUGGAUUAGGAGAUCAGCCUUGUAGAUAAAAACCAACAUUUUAUAUUUUCAAGGAUUACUUUGUGUGUGUAAAUCUCUGUGUGUCUUCAAGUGUAUGUUGUGUGUGACAGAAGAGGCCAUCUGGUUCCUUGGUGCUAGGAUUAUCAGUCUUUUCAGGACACCUUGAUGGUUUCAUGUGUGUUCAGGGAUCCUAACUUGGAUCUUCAUGAUUGCAAAGUCAGUCAGAACUGUUUUGUCUCCAGCCCCCAAAUUGUCAUAUAAAGAAAGUAAAAUAAUGUGGGUGAGAAACAAUCGUGUACUAACACAGUCUGCUGUCCUUUGUUUACUAGUGUACACACACACACACACACACACACACACACACACAUACUCGUACUUAUAUCUUAUGGUGACAGGUGGGCCUCACCUCUCCCCUGUAUUAUUAAUUGGUCAUGAGACUACGUGGCAUAAGCUUGAUCUUGAACUAUGUGCAAGUUUGGGUACCAGUGCAUCAUCAGCACGUGUAGCCUGGUAUGCUGGGAUGGGGGAGGAAGGGCCGCAGGCAUCUGAGUGUAUUAUACUGUACUCCUCCAGCCUUGUUUGUGUCGACACUGCCGUGAUGCUGGUCCCACAACAGGCGGACUGAUGUGCACAGAUGCAGAUCUGUUGGGUCCUCUGUGAGUUCACACCAUUUACAGAGAAAGGUCUCUUCCUCUAUCCCACUGUGAAGCUAAUGGAAGCCCUGCCCCUGUUGAGAAUGAGAUAGUUUUCUUGUGUGGAUUAUUUCUGUAAGAGCGUUGUCUUCCAAAACAAACAAACAAACAAAAAAACCUUCUUAGUGACUAUGAAGUGAUUUCAAGUUUAACAUGUUUUAUAGGGGGCUGGAGAGAUGGUUCAGUGAUUAAGAGCACUGGCCGCUCUUCCAGAUGCAAGUCCCAGUAACCAUAAGCCAGUCCACAGACGUUUGUAACUCCCAUUCCAGGGAUCAGAUGCCUUUUUCUGGCCUCUGUCAGCACCAGGCGUGCACAUGCUAACUAGACAUGCUGGCAAAACACUAUGCAUAAAAUAAAAACAAGACAUUAUGUAA
Mus caroli (Ryukyu mouse) is the source of this 5853-nucleotide messenger RNA. RefSeq names its product WD repeat domain 59 (gene Wdr59). Gene Ontology annotation, molecular function: signaling adaptor activity; protein binding. The record is from RefSeq and is a predicted model, not a curated record. NCBI's taxonomy places the organism in Eukaryota, Metazoa, Chordata, Mammalia, Rodentia, Muridae. Gene Ontology annotation, cellular component: vacuolar membrane; Seh1-associated complex. Gene Ontology annotation, biological process: positive regulation of TORC1 signaling; cellular response to amino acid starvation.